Argentina anserina (silverweed cinquefoil) is the source of this 1148-nucleotide messenger RNA. RefSeq lists its product as uncharacterized. NCBI's taxonomy places the organism in Eukaryota, Viridiplantae, Streptophyta, Magnoliopsida, Rosales, Rosaceae. Bases 41 to 691 code for a protein of 216 amino acids. Gene Ontology annotation, molecular function: protein binding. The transcript is spliced from 2 exons. The record is from RefSeq and is a predicted model, not a curated record.
UCUUCACAAUUCUCAAGACUUCAAUUCAAUUCAACACAAAAUGUUCACUCAAAUGGUAGACGACAUUCUCCUCCAAAUCGGAGUAGUCCUCCUCGUCGUCGUCACCUUCCUAUUCAUCUACAAUGUCCCCCAGCGCGUCCUCGCCACUCUCCGCCUCCGCCUCCACUCCAAAUCCGCCAUCCAAUCCAAGCGCCACUUCGUCCUCGGCGCCCAGCUCCUCGACCAAGCCAGAUCCUCCUCCUCCGACGCCGCCUCUCUCUUCAAACAAGCUCUCGACCACGCCGACAAGGCCAUCGCUCUCGAACCCAAAGACGCCGCCGCUCACAUCCUCAAGGCCCUCGCGCUCGACGCCCAGGGAUUCAAGACCUCCGCCCUCGACGCCAUCGACGUCGCGCUCUCUCCUCUCUGCCGCAAGAGCCUCGUCGACGCCGAGCGCGGCGACGCGCUGUUCAAGCGGGCGGAGAUCAAGAUGUCUAUGAACCGGUCCCGCCGGGUUGACUCGGUCGUCGGGGAUUUGACAGCGGCGGUGGAACUGAGCCCGGAGAACGCCAAUGCGUUUUGCUUGCUGGGAGAGUGCUAUGAGGAGAAGAAGAUGACGGAGCAGGCCAAGAAGGCUUAUGAGGAGGCUUUGAAGCUUCGUCCCCGGUUCGCCGCCGCGAAGGAGGCACUGGACCGCCUUGGCUCGUCGUAGUUGAACCGGUUGUGGGUAGAUUCCGGCACCUAAUCUACCGCUUCUGCUCAAAGCCAGUGACCAUCUUUAGUAAUGGAAUCGGUCAGUUACUUAUCUACAGCAUUUAUAUCGUUUUCUGGAAUGAUGAGGUGCGUCUGUUAAUACCAAACGUAUUCUAUCAAGUGCUGUGGUAGUGUUUUCGGCUUUAGUUUUCGGCUUUAGUUGUUAAAGGCUGUAGGGUAGUCCUUUUGUGGAUUAAGGAAAUUAAAUAUAUGAGCAUUUGGUGUAUAACUUAUGCAAGGAUAGCAUAAAAAAGCUUUCUCCCUAUCCAUGAGGAGUACCUGGGUAUUAAGAUUAAACGUUGAUUGAGUAAAAGUCAGGAUAAGAGUUGCAUCAUUUGCUUUAUUCCCCUGGCGGAAAGUUGAAUCUGGUGGGUGUUGGAAAUAAAAUGGACUUGACAUUAUCUCAAAUACUUAAG